This is a messenger RNA of Peronospora farinosa, 1077 nucleotides long. NCBI's taxonomy places the organism in Eukaryota, Oomycota, Peronosporomycetes, Peronosporales, Peronosporaceae. The record is from the annotation of a GenBank genome assembly.
AUGAACGACUGCAGUGACGUUGCCACCAUGUUUAGUUCCAAGCACUCAGCGCGUAUUUUAUUGCAACAUCGUAGUAGUGUCAGUAGUGUUGAUGGUGACACGGAAGCGCGCUCGUUAUCUGAUGUUGAAAUUGAUAGAGACUUGUCUUGCAAAAAAGACAAGUCUCUAAUGCCUGGUGUAGCUUUAAAUCAACAUGUUAACGUAGUGACAACUAGUUUAAGCCUUGAAGAAGUAGAACGACAACUUGCAGAACUUGAUAAUGCUCGAGUCAUUACAAAGGAAGAGAUUAACGACAUGUUGGCAGAACAAUUAGAUGAAUUUGAAAGUAGUGAUUCCGACGACAGUAUUGAUUCUUCAUCGAGUGACGAGGGUGAGAAAGUGAUUAUGAAAGUAUUGAUCAUUGGUAAUGCACGUUGUGGAAAGACAAGCACGAUUCGACGGUUUACAGAGGACGAGUUUCAUGAGGAGUAUGUGAGUACAAUUGGAGCGGACUUUGUCGAGAAGAUCAUUCAGUAUGACGAUCAACUUAGUCUUAGCUUGCAACUUUGGGAUAUUGCUGGACAAGAUCGAUUUGCCAAGUUUACACGGGGAUAUUUCCGGGAAGCAAAAGGAGCUGUCAUUGUUUGUGAUAUCACUCGAGCGAAUACGCUCGAUGCGGUGGUGAAUUGGAAAAAAGAGAUUGACACGUGCUGUAAGGACUUGAACCAAGGCACGGAGAUACCUGUAGUGAUGAUUGCCAACAAGAGUGACUUGUUGAUUGAUCCCAUGGGUGCGUUGGAUCUUGGUGUGAGUAUGCAAAAGUGUGUGGACAAGAACAACAUUGUGGAGUGGUUCCGUGCGUCGGCAAAGAGUGGCGAGCACAUUGACGAUGCUUUUCGGUGUCUAAUAGACCGCAUGGUGGAAAACCAUCGCGCUGAGAAGGAAAAGGAAAAGGAAAAAGAGAAGGAGAAGGAAAAGAUUGACGAUGACACCGCGAAGAAAGAAGAAUCACCCGCACCCGAGAUUAUCCGGUUGUCCCGGAUGCCACAUCAGCACAGAGCUGUCAAGCAACAUGGCGUUGCCUGUGACUGCAACUAG